AUGGUGUCCAAGCUCACGUCGCUCCAGCAAGAACUCCUGAGCGCCCUGCUGAGCUCCGGGGUCACCAAGGAGGUGCUGGUCCAGGCCUUGGAGGAGUUGCUACCAUCCCCGAGUUUCGGGGUGAAGCUGGAGACGCUGCCCCUGUCCCCUGGCAGCGGGGCCGAGCCGGACACCAAGCCGGUCUUCCACACUCUCACGAACGGCCACGCCAAGGGCCGCUUGUCCGGGGACGAGGGCUCCGAGGACGGGGACGACUAUGACACCCCUCCCAUCCUCAAGGAGCUGCAAGCGCUCAACACCGAGGAGGCGGCGGAGCAGCGGGCGGAGGUGGACCGGAUGCUCAGCGAGGACCCUUGGAGGGCUGCCAAAAUGAUCAAGGGCUACAUGCAGCAACACAACAUCCCCCAGAGGGAGGUGGUCGAUGUCACCGGCCUGAACCAGUCACACCUCUCCCAGCAUCUCAACAAGGGCACCCCUAUGAAGACCCAGAAGCGCGCCGCCCUGUACACCUGGUACGUCCGAAAGCAACGGGAGAUCCUCCGACAAUUCAACCAGACAGUCCAGAGUUCUGGAAAUUUGACAGACAAAAGCAGUCAGGAUCAGCUGCUGUUUCUCUUUCCAGAGUUCAGUCAGCAGAGCCAGGGGCCUGGGCAGUCCGAUGACGCCUGCUCUGAGCCCACCAACAAGAAGAUGCGUCGCAACCGGUUCAAAUGGGGGCCCGCGUCCCAGCAAAUCUUGUACCAGGCCUACGACCGGCAAAAGAACCCCAGCAAGGAAGAGAGGGAGGCCUUAGUGGAGGAGUGCAACAGGGCGGAAUGUUUGCAGCGAGGCGUCUCCCCCUCCAAAGCCCACGGCCUGGGCUCCAACCUGGUCACCGAAGUCCGCGUAUACAACUGGUUCGCCAACCGCAGGAAGGAGGAGGCGUUCCGGCAGAAGCUGGCCAUGGACGCCUACAGCUCCAGCCAGACGCACGGCCUGAACACCCUGCUCUCCCACGGCUCCCCCCACCACCAGCCCAGCACCUCCCCUCCCAACAAGCUGCCAGGAGUGCGCUACAGCCAGCAGGGAAACAAUGAGGUCACUUCCUCCUCAACCAUCAGUCACCAUGGCAACAGCGCCAUGGUGACUAGCCAGUCUGUUUUACAGCAAGUCUCUCCAGCCAGCCUGGACCCCGGCCACAAUCUCCUCUCACCUGAUGGUAAAAUGAUCUCAGUCUCAGGAGGAGGUCUGCCCCCGGUCAGCACCUUGACAAAUAUCCACAGCCUGUCCCACCACAAUCCCCAGCAAUCUCAAAACCUCAUCAUGACCCCCCUCUCUGGAGUCAUGGCCAUUGCACAAAGCCUCAACUCCUCCCAAGCUCAGAGCGUUCCUGUCAUCAACAGUGUGGCCGGCAGCCUGGCAGCCCUGCAGCCCGUGCAGUUCUCCCAACAGCUGCACAGCCCUCACCAGCAGCCCCUCAUGCAGCAGAGUCCGGGCAGCCACAUGGCCCAGCAGCCCUUCAUGGCUGCUGUGACGCAGCUGCAGAACUCACACAUGUCCUCUCCAAGCCUGGUGAUGCCCACACAUCACUUACUUUGUACACAGCAACAAGGACCCUAUUUACCACACCAUCACCCUCCAGGCAGCUGUCACGGAAAAGCACAGUGACCUGACAAGCAGCCCCUGCGAGACGUCCCUGCUCACCUGACGUCCUGCCACAUCCUGCCGGCGCCUCGGACAAUCCGCUCUGAGAGGCACGGCCUGGAGCCCAGCUUCCCUUCUAUGCAGUAUUGUCACGAUGCCUCUCCCAAGACGUCAAGCUCUCCCUCCAGGUCUGUCCUAAAGGCAGGAGAUGAGAAACCGAGGAAGAGGAAGAAAGAAAGCCGGAGUGUCUACAUUAUACUCCUUCAUCGAACAAACUGACAUGAAAACUUGAAUCUGUUACUGAAACGAGGAGAGGAGGACCCGUGCUAUUGAACUGAGCCAAACGUACUGUAAAUAUCAGCCACCUCCCUCUCCCACCCCACCCCCAUCCCGGCUGAUCUGGAGAUUUCUUUUAAAGAAGUAAAUUUGUCCAAUGGGUGUAAACUAUAAACUACUGUAAUUAAGUGCAAUUUCCCCUCUACGUCCUCUCCCCUCUGCCCUGUAUAUAAUACUAAAGUGUCUAUCGGUUUUCUUCGUAAAGGUCAGAGCUGAAUUUUCAAAGUGAUUUGCCCCCUCUCUCUUCCCCCACGGGAGAAAUAUCUAAGGCGGAAGUGAAGCUCUUGCCGCCUUCCUCAGGCCUGGGCACACACAGGGGCUGCGUGUUUUGGACGGACUGCCAGCUCACUCCAGUCUCCUGAUGUUAAGA
This is a messenger RNA of Hippopotamus amphibius kiboko, 2329 nucleotides long. It is a transcript of the gene HNF1B, whose product is annotated as HNF1 homeobox B. The transcript is spliced from 8 exons. Gene Ontology annotation, molecular function: RNA polymerase II cis-regulatory region sequence-specific DNA binding; DNA-binding transcription factor activity, RNA polymerase II-specific. Gene Ontology annotation, cellular component: nucleus. The record is from RefSeq and is a predicted model, not a curated record. Lineage: Eukaryota; Metazoa; Chordata; Mammalia; Artiodactyla; Hippopotamidae. Gene Ontology annotation, biological process: liver development; insulin secretion; pancreas development. Bases 1 to 1647 code for a protein of 548 amino acids.